Aspergillus alliaceus is the source of this 213-nucleotide messenger RNA. RefSeq lists its product as uncharacterized. Lineage: Eukaryota; Fungi; Ascomycota; Eurotiomycetes; Eurotiales; Aspergillaceae. The record is from RefSeq and is a predicted model, not a curated record. The transcript has 2 exons. Bases 1 to 213 code for a protein of 70 amino acids.
AUGACGUCUAUGACGGGCUUCUUCCCACCAGUUCUGGAAUUUCUUCGACUACACUUCAUCCUGUCCGACAUACCGCUGUUUGCAGCCCGGGUGAAGAUGUUUUACGCAUUGCUAUGUGUUCUCCACACCACCAAGGCCGCGACGGUGCUCGUCAGUUACCUGACUUAUGAUCCGGCUGGUUAUGCCCUGCUGACCUCCCCUACAACACUAUGA